CCCUUCCUUCUUCGCCGAUCCCGUUGCCCACCCCAAGCACGCGCGACGCCACGCCGCCACGCCGCCACGCCGCCACGCCGCCACCGUCUUCUCCGACGCCUCUUCCUCCUCCUCUCCAAACUCCGGCUCCAGAGGCGGAAUAGCAAUCGGACUUAACCCUUCGCAUUCUCUCACCGAGGAUCGCGCAAAUCCCCCUCCCCGCUCCGUGCUCUUGCGUCGACGUCUUCUGUUUCUCCCAGCCACACCACUACGAGACAGGAAAGGCGUGACCUCCCCAUCCUCUCCGACUCUCCGUUACUGGCGUGGGGGAGAAAUACAGCCGAGUAGGUUGACAAUGGCAAUCGAUCAGGAACAAUCGCACAAGUCCCAUCGAUCACAUAAAGCGGGUGCUUCUGCCAAAAAGAAGAGCAAGAAGGGAAAUUCAGAGGAAGAUGGAAAGAAUAAAAAUCCAAAGGCAUUUGCUUUUAAUUCGGCUGUGAAGGCCAAGCGACUUCAGUCUCGAGCUGCAGAGAAAGAACAACGCAGGCUUCAUGUUCCCACCAUAGAUCGUUCUACUGGGGAGCAACCUCCUUUUGUUGUUGUUGUGCAGGGACCUCCCAAGGUUGGGAAAUCUCUUCUGAUUAAAUGUUUGGUAAAGCAUUACACUAAGCACAAUCUUUCUGAAGUUCGUGGUCCAAUUACUGUCGUGUCAGGAAAGUCAAGGAGGGUGCAGUUUAUUGAGUGCCCAAAUGAUAUUAAUGGUAUGAUAGAUGCAGCAAAAAUUGCUGACCUUGCACUGAUGCUAGUUGACGGUAGUUAUGGUUUUGAGAUGGAAACGUUUGAGUUCCUUAAUGUGUUGCAAAAUCAUGGUUUCCCAAAGGUUAUGGGAGUUCUUACACAUAUUGACAAGUUCAAGGAUGUUAAAAAGUUGAGGAAAACAAAACAGCGAUUGAAGCAUAGAUUUUGGACCGAGAUUAGAGAUGGCGCAAAGUUAUUCUAUCUAUCUGGGCUAAUUCAUGGAAAGUACCCAAAACGUGAAACUCACAAUCUUGCAAGGUUUAUCUCAGUAAUGAAAACCCAACAAUUGUCUUGGAGAUCUUCUCAUCCUUAUAUAUUGGUAGAUCGCUUUGAAGAUGUCACCCCUCCUGAAAGAGUGCAUGCAAAUAUGAAAUGUGACAGGAACAUCACGUUGUAUGGCUAUCUCCGAGGUAGCAAUAUGAAGAGAGGGACCAAGGUGCAUAUUACUGGUGUUGGUGAUUUUGCAUUAACUGGAGUAGCUAGCCUGGCUGAUCCCUGUCCUUUACCCUCAUCUGGCAAAAAGAAGGGUCUGCGUGACAAGGAAAAAUUAUUCUAUGCUCCUAUGUCGGGUCUUGGGGAGCUGCUUUAUGAUAAGGAUGCGGUGUAUGUAAACAUAAAUGAUCAUCUUGUUCAGUUUUCUAAAGUUGAUGAAGAAACUGGCUCCUCUGGGAAAGGAAAACCUAAUGAUGUUGGAGUAACAUUGGUAAAAACACUUCAGCAGACUAAAUAUUCCAUUGAUGAGAAGUUGGAACAAAGUUUCAUAAAUCUUUUCAGUAGAAAAAAGCCUCCUGCUUCCGAUAAUGGCCAUGCAAAGGGUAAUGUACCGGAUGAACAGCGCCAUGAUGGGCACAGUGGGGGACACGUUAGCAUCCUGGAAGAGGAUGCUAAUCAUUCUGGUGAUGAAGUAUCAGAGGAUGAUGAAGCUGGGAAAAACAAUCUCACAGGAGAUAGUGAUUCUGAUGGUUUUGAUGAAGGGAAUGAUUAUGCCACGGAUGAUGAUCUUGAAGAUGAUGAACAGAUGAAUCCAUUCAGCCAUGAUCUCAAUGAAGAAGUUGAACUUCAUAAUGGAAGGUUAAGGAGAAAGGUGACCUCAUCUAGCUUUGGAAAUAAUGAUCAUUUACAGGAUUCUGGAGAUGAUUUGCAAGAGUUUGAUGAUGACAGUGACAACGAUGGUGUUCAUGAUGAUAAAUUGCAUUCUAGUUCAGAAUCUUCUGAGGGUGAUGAUGAUCUCAACUCAGGUGAUGAAGCUGACCAUUGUUCAAAGUGGAAAGAAUCAUUGCUUGCUAGGGCAAUGUCAAGAAAAAAUGGUAACCUAAUGCAACUUGUAUAUGGACCCAGCCUACCAGUAUUGUCUACCACUUCAAGGGAUGCAGAUGACAGUAGUGAGAAUGAUGAAGAGUUUUUCAUGCCAAAAGGAGAGAGAACAAAGAAAUUAGGGGACAACCUGAGUGGUGAUAAUCUCAAUGCUGAAGAUAGCUCAAAGUUCACCAACACUCACCUUAAGAAUUGGUCUGAUGAAGACCUUAUAAAAUCUGUCCGUGAUCGCUUUGUAACAGGAGACUGGUCCAAGGCGGCGCAACGAGGUGAAGGGGAAGGUAUGGGAGAUGAUGGAACAGUUUUUGGUGAUUUUGAAGAUUUAGAAACUGGAGAAGUGUUCAAGGAUAUUCCAGGAGAUAAUAAUAAUGGUGGUAGCAAAAAUAUUAUCAAGGGGAAUGACCCUGAAAUGGAAGAGCGAAGACUUAAAAAGCUUGCUCUCCGUGCAAAGUUUGAUGCCCAAGCUAAUGGAUCUGACUUAUCUGAUGAAGAAGAUCAUAACAAAAAGAAAUUUCAUCAAAAUCAAGCUGGUGAGGCUGGUGGAUAUUUUGACAAAUUGAAGACUGAGAUUGAACUUCGCAAACAAAUGAACAUAUCUGAGCUUGCUGAUCUUGAUGAUGCAACUCGUAUAGAGGUGGAGGGCUUCAAAAUUGGCACUUAUAUGAGAUUAGAAAUUCAUGAUGUUCCAUUUGAGAUGGUUGAGCAUUUUGAUCCCUGCCACCCUAUCAUAGUUGGAGGUGUUGGUCUUGGCGAGGACAAUGUUGGAUAUAUGCAGGUUCGGUUUAAGCGGCACCGAUGGCAUAGAAAAAUUCUUAAGACACGUGAUCCAAUUAUAAUAUCAGUUGGUUGGAGGCGGUACCAGACAGUUCCUGUGUAUACCAUCGAGGAUAGAAAUGGGCGCUACCGCAUGCUGAAAUACACACCAGAGCAUAUGUUUUGCUUAGCCAUGUUUUGGGGUCCUCUUGUUCCUCCUCAAACUGGAGUACUUGCACUGCAGACCUUAAACAAUCAAGCUGGAUUUCGAAUUGCUGCUACAGGCACAGUGCAAGAAUUCAAUCACGAAACAAAGAUAAUGAAGAAGAUCAAACUUGUUGGUCAUCCAUUAAAGAUAUUCAAGAAGACAGCACUCAUCAAAGACAUGUUCACUUCUGACUUGGAAAUUGCUAAAUUUGAAGGUGCAGCUAUUAGGACUGUGAGUGGCAUAAGAGGGCAGGUUAAGAAGGCGGCGAAGGCUGAAUUAGGCGACAAGCCAAAGCAGCGAUGGGAGAGUGGGAAAGAAGGGGUUGCAAGGUGCACAUUUGAAGAUAGAAUUCUAAUGAGUGACAUUGUUUUCCUGCGGGCAUGGACUCAUGUAGAGGUUCCACAGUUCUAUAACCCUGUCACUACAUCCUUGCAACCAAGAGAUCAAACAUGGAAGGGCAUGAAGACGAUAGCCGAGCUUCGGCGCAAAAACAACCUUCCCAUACCGCACAAUAGGGAUUCAGAUUACAAGCCAAUUGAGCGGAGGCCAAGAAAGUUCAAUCCUCUGGUGAUCCCAGCAAGAUUACAAGCUGCUCUGCCUUUUGAGUCCAAACCAAAAAACAAACUACCUCGUAAGCGACCACUGCUUGAGAAUCGCCGUGCUGUGGUAAUGGAACCUCAUGAACGAAAGGUUCAUGCUCUUGUCCAAAACCUUCGGGAGAUCAAGAGUGAGAAGACGAGGAAGCUGAAGCUCAAGGAGCAAGAAAAAAGGAAAGCAUAUGAAGCAGAAAAACUGAAAGAUGAGCAGUUAUCGAAGAAGAGGCAAAGAGAAGAGCGACGAGAACGUUAUCGCUUGCAAGACAAAAAGAGAAGAAAAUCAUAAGCAACAAAAUAGUUUGUUUGGCAAAUGUAUGCCAUAUACCGGUCCAUGCUGGCGGCUCAAAUAGAGUUGUACUCAUAUGAGAAUGUUUGAUUUGUAACAAGAUAAUACUAAUAUUAUACUUAUUUUUAUUUAAUUUUAGUUCAAUUUCA
Messenger RNA from Zingiber officinale, 4083 nucleotides. RefSeq names its product ribosome biogenesis protein bms1-like. Gene Ontology annotation, biological process: ribosome biogenesis; endonucleolytic cleavage of tricistronic rRNA transcript (SSU-rRNA, 5.8S rRNA, LSU-rRNA); maturation of SSU-rRNA from tricistronic rRNA transcript (SSU-rRNA, 5.8S rRNA, LSU-rRNA). The record is from RefSeq and is a predicted model, not a curated record. Gene Ontology annotation, cellular component: 90S preribosome; nucleus. The transcript has 19 exons. Bases 335 to 3934 code for a protein of 1199 amino acids. Gene Ontology annotation, molecular function: GTPase activity; U3 snoRNA binding; GTP binding. NCBI's taxonomy places the organism in Eukaryota, Viridiplantae, Streptophyta, Magnoliopsida, Zingiberales, Zingiberaceae.